Molecule: messenger RNA, 2189 nt
Organism: Phyllostomus hastatus (greater spear-nosed bat)
Lineage: Eukaryota; Metazoa; Chordata; Mammalia; Chiroptera; Phyllostomidae
Gene: ZNF692
Product: zinc finger protein 692
Exons: 12
Coding region: 509-2053 (514 amino acids)
Biological process (GO): regulation of transcription by RNA polymerase II
Cellular component (GO): chromosome; kinetochore
Molecular function (GO): chromatin insulator sequence binding
Source: RefSeq, a predicted model, not a curated record
CUUGGGGUGCAGAGAAGGCUCUAGUUGGUUUUGAAGGCAGUUGAUUCUGCAGCACGGGCUCGUUGAUGUCAACGGGGGAGUCAGAAUCGAAGGAUAAGUAAAAAUGGGGAGGCAGCACAUCUCGGCACACUGGAGGGCUGGGUCAGCGCACCGUUUCCUCAAGCCUCUGGUCACCAGGCACGCGCCACGAAAGUGACAAAGUGACGGAGGCCCAACUACUGCUACUCUUAGAACCGCACCGCACCGCGCUCAAUUUGUGCGGGCCACAGAUCCCAGCAGGCGCUACGCAAUGCGGCAGUGCGCAGGCGCGCCCCACAGCUCCGCCCUCUCCCAGGUUUCUUCCUCUCGCGCUGGGCCCAGUUCCGGCCGAGACCCACGACGCCGACGGGACAGGUUGCUCUUAAAGGAGAAACGGCGGCGCACGGAAGGUGGGCCCCGUCUUCCCCGGCCUCUCUCCGCUGGGCGUGGCGGCACCCCCCCCCUCCCCCGGGGCGCAGGCCCCUAGCCCAUGGCUGCCUCCACGGCAGACGCGUCCCACAGGCGGCGGGAGAAGCGGCGGCAGCUGGACGCGCGCCGCAGCAAGUGUCGCAUACGCCUGGGCGGCCACAUGGAACAGUGGUGCCUCCUCAAGGAGCGGCUGGGAUUCUCCCUGCACUCGCAGCUCGCCAAGUUCCUGCUUGAUCGGUAUACUUCUUCAGGCUGUGUGCUCUGUGCAGGUCCCAAGCCUUUGCCCCCCAAAGGUCUGCAGUAUCUGGUUCUCCUAUCUCAUGCCCACAGUCAAGAGUGCAGCCUGGUGCCUGGGCUGAGGGGGCCUGGGGGCCGAGAUGGUGGACUUGUGUGGGAGUGCUCAGCAGGCCACACCUUCUCCUGGGGCCCCUCUUCAGGCCCCACACCUCCAGCGGAGUCCAAGCCAGCCCUCCUCCCAAGUACUUCCCAGAGAACCUGGUGCCCAGAGGCCAGGGGUGGGCAGGAGCCUACAGGUUUGGAAUCUGAGCAUGAGAAGAGGACUCAGGAGGCGAGGGUGCUCAGGGGAAUGCAACCCCCACCAGACUUCUUUCUGCCCCCAGGAGAAGACGAGGGGGGUGAUGCAGAUGAGAGUGAAGAGGAGAUGCUCAGUGAUGCCAGCCCAUGGACCUAUAGCUCUUCCUCAGACAACUGUGAGCCAGAUGGCCCCAGACUCCUUCCUUCCCCUGUUACCCAUGCACUUAAGGAGGCAGAGAUAGCCCUGGACCCUGCAGCUGCCCCUACUUCUCUGGCUGGACCACCCUCAUCAGCACCUGCAGUGAGUCCUGGAGCUUCUCUGCCUGUGGAAGGUGGGGUAGAGCUGGAGCUCAAUCGAACCCCUCAAGUGGCCCAGCAAUCUGAGCCCAUGGCCAGCCCUGGGAGUCAGGCCCAGUCUUCUCUGGUUGUAGCCUGGGACAAGGACCAUGCACAGAUCGGCCCCAAGAGAAUUCGGAAAGCUGCCAAAAAGGAGCUGCUGCCUUGUGACUUCCCUGGCUGUGAAAGGAUCUUCUCCAACCGGCAAUAUUUGAAUCACCACAAGAAGUACCAGCACAUCCACCAGAAGUCCUUCUCCUGCCCAGAGCCAGCCUGCGGAAAGUCCUUCAACUUCAAGAAACACCUGAAGGAGCAUGUGAAGCUGCACAGUGACACUCGGGACUACAUCUGUGAAUUCUGCGCCCGGUCUUUCCGCACCAGCAGCAACCUGGUCAUCCAUCAGCGCAUCCACACUGGAGAGAAACCACUGCAGUGUGAAAUCUGUGGGUUCACUUGCCGCCAGAAGGCCUCCCUGAACUGGCACCGGCGCAAGCACGCAGAGACAGCAGCCACCCUGCGCUUCCCCUGCAAGGUCUGUGGCAAGCGCUUUGAGAAACCAGACAGCGUUGCAGCUCACUGCAGUAAAAGCCAUCCUGCUGUGCUCCUGGCCACAUCAGAGCAACUUGACCAGGUGGAGCCCUGUCCUAGCAUCUCUGCCCCUACACUCCUGGGGUCCAGGGAUGAGUGCAGGCCCCCUCGGGUUCUGCAGGCUCUGACCCUGCUUCCUAAGCAGUGACCACAGGGAAUGAAGAGGAGAAAGGCCAGACACCUGGUCCCUGGGAACUAGGGAAGAAGGGCAGGACUGGAUUCCAGCACAGCCAGACUACAGUAGUCUUCCUUCGAGAGAGAAUAAACCCAGUGUUUUACAUGGA